AUGCAGCCGGCUCGCAUCUGGCUGCCGACUGGGGAGGCCCUGAAGGCAUCGGUAGGUCUGAGUGACAACUGUAAGCAUCACAUCUUUCCUAAAGCAACAGAGCUGCAGGAGAUCCAGCGGCAGGUUGAGCGUCUGCCCAGUCCCAGCUGUCUGCAGACGGUUGGCCGGCUGCUGCAGCUGCGCAGGCAGGUGAUCCUGCUGCAGUUCGACACCGCCAUCCGCACCCUCAUCAGGGAUUCCUUCCUGUCCUCGGGUGACGUUGCUUCUUAUCUCAGUGUGAGUGACAACAUGGUGAAUGCUCUCCCUCUGCUGAGUAACAGCCUGCAGAGGGACGCGUUCAGCCUGACGCUGCCUGUCCCUCGACCUCUGGAGACCCGGGGCUGUGAGGCGCAGAGGAUGUUUCCGUGGAGGAGUUUCCUGGCCUGCCACGGACUGCUCCCUCUGCAUGUUUGGGACGUUCCGCCUAUUGAAGACUGCAUGCAGCUCUGUCUGAGUGGUCUGAGCAGCCGCAGCAGACUUCAGGCCAACGCCGCCAUCCUGGGCGUGUCCCUGCUCAUGGAGGACGUCCUGAACAGCGGACGGGAGGCCGAGCCGGUUUGUCUUCGUGGCCAAAAUGACAACGACCCCCUGCCCAGGGACAGACCCCACCAGGAGGCUGACGAAGCGCCAGCUUCUCGUCCGGAUCCCGUCAGGGUCCAGUCUGUGCUGAAAGGCUUCCUCCUGCUCACCAAGCAGCUCCAGGUCUUCAAGGAAAACUGGGCCCGAGCCCGUCUGGGCGUGCACGCCUUCAGGACCGCGGCUCUUUAUCAGCAGUUUGUGAAACUCUACAGAACUGAAAUAUUUUUCCCCAGUAUGAGAGCUCUGGCUCGUCAAAUGGGAAAAGAAAGAGAUUAUGAGGCGCUGAUCUCAGGGAGCCAGUCUCUCCUGCCCCCUCCUGGAGCUUCAGAGGUGGAGGUGAAAACCUGGCAGCUUCGCCUCCUGAUGGAGAGCACCGAGUGGGACAUGGUGGCGGCGCUGCAGAGGAGGAUCAGCCGGGAGCUGACGCUGGCGGCGGCCGAGCGGGCUCGACAACACGCACGUCUGCCCACAGAGUUGUGGAAAAAAGCCCCUCUGAAGCAGAGUUUGGCCCCCGAGCGGCCGCAGAUGGUGGAAACCUUCAUCCAGCAGCUGAUGGAGGGAGCCGAGCGGGCCGAGGGAGAGGUGAAAUUCUCCCAGCACCACCUGCAGCAGUGUCUGAAUCACCUCGCCUCCUCAGUGAUGGACAGGGAGCGCCAGAACUUCCUCUUUUACUCACAGUUUUACGAGCAAAUUCUGCGGCAGCAGACGGAGCUGCUGUACCACAAAGAACAGGAUCUGAAGAGUCUUGAAGAUGCUCAAAUGAAUAAUUCUCACACAGAGACGGCAGGGCUCUGUCGUGAGAUGAUGUUGGAGAUCUCAGACCUGCGAACUCAAGUGGCUCACCUGAGAGAGGAGGGGAGGACAUCAGAGGAGCGGCUCGGUCUGAAAUACAGAGAGCGCUACGACCCCGUGGUCCGACACCUGUUCUCCACCUGCAUCCAGCUGCAGGCCCGACUGGAUGGGUUUCGUCAGCAGAUGGAGCUGGAUGUGAGUGAGAUGGUGAGCAGAGUGAGAGGAGAGGGAGUGGAUAAAAUUAUCCAGCUCAAGAACAAAUAUGGCUGCAGGAGAGACGACGACGGACUCCUCCUCACUCAGCUGAAGAAGGAAGAAGUCCAUGAGUUGAAGCUGGAGAUCAGCCGGCUGAGCGCUCUGCUCUGCAAGCAGAAGGCAGUGAGCCGCUGGAGGAAGGCGGUGGAGCUUCAGAAACUCCACAGAGAGCUUCUUCAGAGUCGGCAGCUGGAGAUCGCCAGUCGCUCUGAAGCCGUCAGGGUGAGGAUGGUCUCUGAGGAGAAGGAGGUCGUCCUGCAGGAGGAGCUGGACGCCGUCCGCAGGCUGCUGGCUCAGACCCAGGCUGAGUGCAGCAGCACCAAGAAGCUGCUCGGCAGGAAGACCUCGGAGCUGCAGGCGGCCCGGCAUCAGUCUGCACAGGAAGCCCGCAGCAGGCAGGAGCUGGACUCCUGUCGAGCGCAGAGUCUGGAGCAAAUGAGGACGGACGUGGAGGACAGAGACAGACGGCUGAGGGCGCUCAGCGAGCAGCUGGACAGGGACAGCAGGACCAACCGGCUGCAGCGGCAGCGCAGCGCCAAGCAGAUCCGGCAGGUCGGCGCAUGCAGAACAUCAGCAGCUAAACACAGAUCUGUCGUUUCAUAG
Molecule: messenger RNA, 2268 nt
Organism: Salarias fasciatus (jewelled blenny)
Lineage: Eukaryota; Metazoa; Chordata; Actinopteri; Blenniiformes; Blenniidae
Product: coiled-coil domain-containing protein 162-like
Exons: 16
Coding region: 1-2268 (755 amino acids)
Source: RefSeq, a predicted model, not a curated record